AUGAACGAGUCAGACACCUAUGUGGCCGAAACAUAUGCAAAAAUCGGCGAUUGCCUUGAACGUAUGGCUCGUGUCGAACCGGACAAAGUGUUGGCUCGAACUGAAGUACGAGCAUCGGAUGGAAUGCAUAAAAUGAAGAAGGUGAGCGCUUUCAUAGGUGUUCGUGGGAGACAAAUAUUAAUUUUUUGUGGAUGGGAGGGGGAGGGGGAAGGGGGAGAGCACAGGGUAGCCCAGUCGAAGUUUCUUAUCAAAAAACAGAAUCCAUUGACUGAUGGAGGAGCCCUAUGGGAGCCCAGAGGCACUCUGUUGGUUUAUCAUCACUAGAA
Cylicostephanus goldi is the source of this 326-nucleotide messenger RNA. The record is from the annotation of a GenBank genome assembly. Lineage: Eukaryota; Metazoa; Nematoda; Chromadorea; Rhabditida; Strongylidae.